Contarinia nasturtii (swede midge) is the source of this 1499-nucleotide messenger RNA. RefSeq names its product tyrosine--tRNA ligase, mitochondrial (gene TyrRS-m). The record is from RefSeq and is a predicted model, not a curated record. Gene Ontology annotation, molecular function: RNA binding; ATP binding; tyrosine-tRNA ligase activity. The transcript has 6 exons. Bases 74 to 1453 code for a protein of 459 amino acids. Gene Ontology annotation, biological process: tyrosyl-tRNA aminoacylation. Lineage: Eukaryota; Metazoa; Arthropoda; Insecta; Diptera; Cecidomyiidae. Gene Ontology annotation, cellular component: cytosol; mitochondrion.
UAUGACUGAACUUUUUUUUAUUUACUGAGCAGUGUAACUGUAACCAGAGCUGUGUGAUAUUAAAAGGUAAACAAUGAUUUUCAGAGUGAUUCAAUUGCAUUCUGUCUUGAGUAAAAAAUAUCGAACAUUUUCAACGAGACCAGUGACAAGUAUCUUUAACAGAGAAGGAUUUAUCAAAGAAGUGUUUCCGAGUGAUGCAAGGCCACAAAUUGAAGAGCUUAUAAAUGCUUCACCGCAGCACAUAUACGCGGGUUUCGAUCCAACAGCUGACAGUCUGCACGUUGGAAAUCUGUUAGUAAUCAUUGGAUUACUUCAUUUCCAACGUGCCGGUCAUCAUCCUAUUGCAUUGGUGGGUGGAGCAACUGGGCAAAUAGGGGAUCCAAGCGGAAAAUCUAACGAGCGAAAUGCCCUCGCACCCGAAGAACUCAAACAUAAUUUAUCGUGCAUAAGAAAGCAGCUACACAAUAUUUUCGAAAAUCAUCGAAAAUAUUUGUGGAAUAAACAAGGAAAAUUGAAUCCAGUCAAAAUUGUUGACAAUGCUGAUUGGUAUGCAAAUCUCUCAUUCAUCGAUUUCAUCGGAACCAUCGGCCGGAAUUUUCGAAUGGGACAAAUGAUGCGACUUACUUCAGUUCAAGAGAGAUUAGAAUCGGAGGAAGGAAUCUCUUUUACUGAAUUUUCUUAUCAAAUUUGUCAAUCUUACGACUGGUGGCAGCUGUAUAAAAAACAUAACUGUCGAUUACAGUUGGGCGGAUCUGAUCAAUUGGGCAACAUUAGUGCCGGUCAUCGUUUAAUCAAACGAAUGGGAAACGAAAAAAGUGCAUAUGGCAUUACGUUGCCAAUAUUGACGACACGAGAUGGCAAGAAAUUUGGGAAAUCAGAAGGUAAUGCUGUUUGGCUUGAUGCUGAGAAGACCUCACCGUUUUCGUUAUAUCAAUUCUUUAUCCGGACACCUGAUGAUACAGUGGAACACCUUUUGAAAAUGUUGUCACUCUAUUCAUUCGAUGAAAUUCAUGAAAUUAUGACCGAACAAAACAAAGCCUUACAUUUGAAAUUUGCGCCAAGAAAAUUAGCCGAACAGAUGUGUCUUUUGAUACAUGGAGAGAGCGGAUUGAAGACAGCCAAGCAAGCUUCAGCAGCCUUAUACGACGGAGACUUUACCGUAUUAUCAUCACUGAGUCAGAAAGAAAUGAAAAGCAUUUUCGUUGGAGCCACAGUACAUGAUGUUAUUCUUGAACAAGGAAUGACAGUUUUGGACUUAGCUCUAAAAGCGAAAAUCUACAAACACGAACGUGAAGCGACGAGAUUAAUUACACAAGGUGGAUUCUACAUUAAUCAAAAUCGAUGUAAAAAUAUUUCCGAAAUGAUAUCGCCCACCGUACACAUUCUAGCCAACAACUUCACGCUCCUGCGGACUGGAAGUCGAAAUUUCUAUCUCAUUAAUUGGAAAUUAUAAAAAAAAGUCAUUGUAAUAUAAAAAUAGUUUUUGGAAUUAAAAAAAG